Messenger RNA from Adineta ricciae, 996 nucleotides. NCBI's taxonomy places the organism in Eukaryota, Metazoa, Rotifera, Eurotatoria, Adinetida, Adinetidae. The record is from the annotation of a GenBank genome assembly.
AUGACUGAUAGUAAUAAUAGUUUGGCUCGUUUUCUUGAUGCUGCUGAAGAGCCUAAUCGAAUACUUCUUCCAAUCGAAGGCUAUGAAAAAGAACAAAUAAUAUCACUUGAAUUAGCUGUCGAACCAAUCAAAUUAUUUUUACAUGAUCUUGAUCGGAAGGUAAAGAUAGCACUACAAAAUUCACAAAAUCCAUCAGAUAAUCUUAGUUCUAAUGAAUCGGCUGCUAUUUGUCUUUAUACAAUGGAGUGGCAAUCGCCACAUAAAAGUUUAUAUACAGUCCUAAAUGAAAAACUUCGCUCUGAAUGUCAAAAUGAUUUAAAACCAUGGUUUCGAUAUUUAAAACUUUUUCUUACGGCAUUGUACAAGUUACCAUCUAUUAAAUGUACGAUAUGGCGAGGUAUGCGAAGUAAUGUAGAUAAUCAAUAUGAUGAAAACAGCGAGCAACCAUGGUGGGGAUUUAGUUCUUGUACGGAAUCAAUGGAUGUGACAAAAAACUUUCUCGGUUCUGCACCUGAAUGUACAUUGUUUAUUAUCGAAUGUAUUCGCGGCAAAUCAAUUGCAGCUCAUUCGUAUUAUAAAACAGAAAAAGAAAUUUUAUUGAUGCCUGGUACGUAUCUUUAUACAGAAAAGAAAUGGAAUCAUCCUGAUGGCUCACAAAUGAUUCAUUUACAAGAAAUCGGUCCUCCGUAUCAACUUAUAGCACCACCAUUUGAUAUAUCCUCAGCAUUUCAUGUUACAUCUGGCCAGAAUAAAUUACAAUCUCAAAUACAAUCAGAUAAAAUAUUAAAGUCAUCGUUACAUCUAAUCUGUCCGGUUGAUGGGUGUUUUGGUACUCUUGAUGAUGAAAGCGUGAACACUAUCGCCAUUCUUUUUAGUCUUCCUGUUGGUGUAGCUUAUUCAACAAUGUAUUGUACUGGUAUAUUACCAAUAAGUUCUCAUCAGUUUACUCUUGGAUUUAUUGCUGGAUGUGGUUUAUUAGUUGGUCUUCCCAUUUAA